AUGAGCGACGCAGCUCUAUCAAAAAUAGCCAACUUGAUCAAGGUUGAGGACGACCUCGUGAAAAUAGGGGCGUUAAAACAACAAUUUAUCAAAGAAAGAACGUCGGUGGAUUUGAAACUCAAUGCUGCCUCACAAAAUCAAAUCGACUCAAUAAGUGACAACUUGACUAAUUUGAAAAAAUCGGUUCAUAAACUCAAUUCAAUCAAGGGGAAUCUCGGGAAGAUUAACCAACUAUACGACGAGUCAAUUACCAACGUGGAAGAUUACGACACCAUAAGACAGAUCUCAAUCGUGAAUCAAUUCCUCAUUCAAACCGGUAAUCUUUACCACGACAUAUCCAACUUUAAAGGUUUCAUUCAAAGGUUGGCUACCAUGAUUCAGGAUGAACUAUCUAUUGUGCAAGAUGAUCCUGGUUAUUCCUUGGAUAACAUAUUCCGCAUUCAUUAUAACAUCACUCAAGCACGUAACUUCCAGGAUUAUCUCCAGCAACAAUCAAGUACAUUAUCGGAUGACUUGCAGUCUAUCAUCUUCAAGCUUGUACUUCCACUUCAGGAAGUGGUCAAAAAUUUCGAUCUCCUUUUGGCAGAAAUCAUAUAUUCAAUCACCGAAGCAGCCAAAGAAGGUAACUACACUCUCGCCUUCAAGAUCAUCAAGAUCAUUGAGUUUGAGGCUAAUGAAGACUUGAAAUUCUCUUUGUUGAAUAAGCUUGACCUUUUGAAGGCUCGCGAUAUGCGAAUAAUCAACUAUGGAAACUUUAGGGGAAGUAAGAGAAAUUAUCGAAAAUUUUUUUAUGAUAAAUUGCAAGAAAGUCUUGAUGAAAUCUUCGAUAAAUGUGUUGAGCACUUUGCUCACGACAAAAUACUUGUCUUCGACAACUUAAACUGGCUCGAAGAUGAAUUGGUAUUUGUCGUAAAUACAUUGGCUCCGGUCUUCCCUCCAAAUUGGGCAAUCGACACUUUUGUUCAUAAUGUUUACUACAACAAAUUGCAUGAUUUCAGCAUGGAAUACAUCAACACAGACCCUCCAGCAGAAGACUUGCUCAAGAUAUUGUCCUAUGAUAAACAUUACAGCGAGUUUAUUGAAAGCUUAAACUUUACAUCUUCGGAGCAGGAUGAGAGUACUGCAAAGACGAAAAAAACGAAAAGGUCCAUCAUUGGAGAAGAUCUACGCAACGUUGUUCUCGAAGAUUAUCUUAAGGUAAUCGUGAUAAAAAUGAAUGAAUGGAAUGACAAUCUUAUCAAACAAGAAACCCAAGUAUUCUCACAGAGAGAGUCACCUCCAGACAUUUACACCUAUCAUCAAGUUUAUGAAGACGAAAACAGUCAGGAUGAACUCAUGGUUUUUGAAGUUGACUCAGAAGUAUUUGUUCUUCCCGACUUUAAAAUUCCAUUAACAAUGCUUAAAGAACAAGCAGAUGUAGCUGCUGAGUCUGGCUACGGUAAGAUUCUUGUUGGAGUAAUUGAGCACUGGGCAGAACAGUAUCAGAAACGUGUUGAUAACUAUCUAUUGCUUGUCGAAGAUGAAUACGACCGUUACAUGUCUGUUUACAACAACGAGCGGUUUUUGAUCAAAGAGAGUAAGAUGAAACGUCUUUUCAAGAAGGAUAUUCCAACUAUCGAUCAGGAUAUUGAGAAUAUGACACAAGAAGAACUAGCUCGGCUUUCGAAACCAGGUUUAAUCGAAUACCUUGCAGCACUUGGAAACACCUACGAAAUCACCACUGAGCGUUUGCAUGAGAAAUUCUUGCCCAAGUAUCGCAACAAAGUGCAUUCCACUUAUCAAGAACGUAUAGAUAUUGCGUUCGAGAGUGUUGUUGCUCCUACCGCCAAAUUAAACGGACUGGCUAUUAGAUGCAUGGUGGAUAUCAUCGUCAAUGAUUUGUAUCCAGCGUUUUCUGUCCUCUUUACCAAAACGUGGUACGACGAUAGUAAGAGACAGAAUUCUGACGAGUUGAAUGUAGCUGAAAAAAUCGUGGAAACCAUUUGCGAAUACAUGGAAGAGUUGAGAGGAUAUGCUUCGUAUGAGAUAUACUCGGUAACAUUCAAUAUCUUCUUGGACUCUUUCAUUGCAUCGUAUAUCAGAAUUGGCUAUGAAAAUAUUCUUUACGGAGAGGGUCGAAAGAUUGAACCAGACCAAGUCAAAAAAUUCAAAUCAUUUAGCGAGGCAGUUUCCAGAGAUGCUACUAUUCUUUAUGGAGGAUUGGAGCACCUUUUCACCCGGAAGGAUGCUGCGUACUUGUUGAACAGUCUUCGAGCGAUUGAGAUGUUAGGUGAAUUGGCAACAUGUGAAGAUCCUAUGAACUUUAUACCACAAAUGUGGGAAAAUGAAAUCUUGGGAUCAUUUUAUGACUGUUCUGUGGAAUACGUCAGAGGAAUAUGUCUUUGUCGUAAAGAUAUGGAUAAGGCACAGGUAACAACGUUGGUUAGCCAGCUUGAACAAAUCAAAAUCAGAUAUCAAACAGAAGUUGAGAAGCCUGUCAUAAUACCUGGCACCCUCCGUGAGUUCAAUUUUUACAGGAAAUAA
Messenger RNA from Meyerozyma guilliermondii ATCC 6260, 2523 nucleotides. RefSeq names its product SNARE-binding exocyst subunit (gene SEC6). The transcript has a single exon. Gene Ontology annotation, biological process: exocytosis; exocyst localization. The record is from RefSeq and is a predicted model, not a curated record. Bases 1 to 2523 code for a protein of 840 amino acids. Gene Ontology annotation, cellular component: exocyst. NCBI's taxonomy places the organism in Eukaryota, Fungi, Ascomycota, Pichiomycetes, Serinales, Debaryomycetaceae. Gene Ontology annotation, molecular function: SNARE binding.